Messenger RNA from Trichoderma atroviride IMI 206040, 1026 nucleotides. RefSeq lists its product as uncharacterized. Lineage: Eukaryota; Fungi; Ascomycota; Sordariomycetes; Hypocreales; Hypocreaceae. The record is from RefSeq and is a predicted model, not a curated record. Gene Ontology annotation, cellular component: membrane.
AUGGCCGCUCAUGUGCUAGACGACUACUAUCUCGGUAUAACUGCCAUCGUCACCGUGGGCUACCAACUCUUCUUCUUCGCCAUUGCUUAUGCCUGUAAAUUCGAUAAGUUGACUGACUUCGCCGGAGGCUCCAACUUCAUUGUUCUCGCUGUCGUCACCGUCUCACUCAGUCACCCCCAUAAUGGCCGCCAACUUGUAGUCACGCUCUUUCUCAUCGCCUGGGCCGUCCGCCUCACGUCUUUCCUCUUCUUCCGCAUCCUGAAAACAGGCAAAGAUGACCGCUUUGAUGAAAUGCGUCAAAAGUUCUUCCCCUUCCUUGGUUUCUGGAUCCUGCAGAUGCUUUGGGUCUGGACGGUCUCCCUGCCAGUGACUGUGCUGAAUUCACCGGCUGUGACUCGUUAUCCGCAGCACAGUUUUGGAACUGGGAGAGAUAUUGCUGGUAUUGUGUUGUAUUCUAUUGGACUGGCGAUCGAAGCCAUUAGCGAUGCACAAAAGUACCGAUUCCGGAGCAAGCACGAUGGCCAAGCUGUUUGUGAUCAAGGCCUAUUUGCUGUAUCGAGGCACCCCAACUACUUUGGAGAAAUCAUUGUUCAUUUUGCCAUAUACAUGAUCGCCGUCUCACCGGCUGCUAAUGGCUUCGUUCGCGGCCAAGCCUUCAAAGCUCUCUAUGCCACUAUUCUAGGCCCAUUCUUUCUCACUUUUCUACUACUCUUUGUAUCGGGAAUAUCCCUUGCAGAGCGACCCAAGGCGAAGGCUCGCUAUGAAAAAGACAAUAAUUGGUCAGGCUAUAAGCGGUGGCUAGACCGAACCAGCGUCCUCAUUCCGUUUCCUCCGCAGUUGUACGAGAAGAUGCCGACGAUUCUAAAGAGAACCGUAUUUCUCGAGUUCCCCAUGUACGUAUUCGAUCCGAAGAAGCACUCCAGCGCGCCUCAGCCUGGGAGAAGAGUGAACGAGGGCGAAGGUGAACCGGCAGAAAGCAAUCGAGAUGAUAGUCCACAGAGCGGCGAUGAGCACUUAAUAGAGUAG